AUGGCUGUUCGUGCACAAUUUGAAAAUAGUAAUGAACUUGGAGUUUUCUCUCGUUUGACUAAUUCUUAUUGUUUGGUCGCGAUCGGAGGUUCCGAAAACUUUUAUAGCGUAUUCGAAAGUGAAUUGGGUGAUGUAAUUCCGGUAGUUCAUGCUUCGAUUGCUGGUACUCGAAUCGUUGGUCGUUUAUCAGCAGGCAAUCGUAAAGGAUUAUUAGUUCCAAGCACUACAACAGAUCAAGAACUUCAACAUUUACGUAAUUCUUUACCUGAUUCCGUAAAAAUUCAACGUAUUGAAGAACGUCUUUCAGCAUUGGGAAAUGUAAUCGCGUGUAAUGAUUACGUUGCGUUAGUGCAUCCUGAUAUUGAUCGAGAAACUCAAGAGAUUAUUCGUGAUGUAUUGGAAGUUGAAGUUUUUACCCAGACUAUCGCUGGAAACGUUCUUGUAGGGAGUUAUUGUGCAAUAAGUAAUCAAGGCGGAUUGGUUCACCCACGUACGACGGUUCAAGAUCAGGAUGAAUUAUCAUCGUUAUUACAAAUUCCACUUGUGGCAGGAACAAUAAAUCGAGGAUCGGACGUGAUCGGAGCAGGUAUUGUAGUAAAUGAUUGGACUGCAUUCGCUGGUCUAGAUAGUACUUCAACAGAAUUAUCAGUGGUAGAAAGUAUUUUCAAGUUACAUGAUGCUCAACCAACAGCUAUAGUCAAACAAAUGAGAGAUUCACUGGUAGAUACUUAUAGUUAA
Messenger RNA from Rhizophagus irregularis DAOM 181602=DAOM 197198, 738 nucleotides. RefSeq names its product Eukaryotic translation initiation factor 6. Gene Ontology annotation, molecular function: ribosomal large subunit binding. Gene Ontology annotation, biological process: cytosolic ribosome assembly; ribosomal subunit export from nucleus; maturation of LSU-rRNA. The record is from RefSeq and is a predicted model, not a curated record. Gene Ontology annotation, cellular component: cytosol; preribosome, large subunit precursor; nucleolus. NCBI's taxonomy places the organism in Eukaryota, Fungi, Glomeromycota, Glomeromycetes, Glomerales, Glomeraceae.